AUGUUUUUCGUCGUCGGACUCGGCCUUUGUGAUGAAAAAGAUAUCACUGUUCGUGGACUUGAGGCAGUGAAAUCCGCCUCUCGUGUUUACCUCGAAGCCUACACAUCUAUUCUCAUGGUACAGAAAGAUCGACUGGAAUCAUUCUACGGCAAAGAAGUGAUUGUUGCAGACCGAGAUCUGGUAGAAUGCGGCAGUGAUGAGAUUUUGAAGGACGCUGAUAAGGAAGAUGUGUGUCUUUUGGUUGUUGGUGAUCCGUUUGGCGCGACGACUCACACCGACAUUCUCCUUCGCGCCCGCCAUCUCGGUAUUCCAACAAGAGUGAUUCAUAACGCGUCGAUUAUGAAUGCAAUCGGGGCAUCCGGGCUACAGUUGUACAACUUUGGCCAGACAGUCUCAUUAGUCUUCUUCACGGAGACGUGGAAGCCUGAUAGUUUUUAUGAUCGGAUAAAAGAGAAUACAGAGGGUGGAUUGCACACUUUACUCUUGUUAGAUAUCAAGGUGAAGGAGCAGAAUGAAGAAAACCUAGCCAGAGGUCGCAAAAUAUACGAGCCUCCGCGUUACAUGACUAUCCAACAAGCGGUUACUCAAUUACUUGAAAUUGAAGCAUUUCGCAAAGAGGGAGUGUUAGAUGCGGAUAAAACGCUGGCCGUAGCCAUGAGUAGAGUGGGUGGAUUGGAUGACCAGCGUAUCCUCGCAGGCCCACUGUCAUCCUUCCUUCGUGCACCGCCUGAUGCGUUCGGUCCACCUUUGCAUAGCAUGAUCAUUGUUGGAAGAAGGUUACACCAUCUGGAAGUAGAGUACGGGGAAGUUUGA
This is a messenger RNA of Lentinula edodes (shiitake mushroom), 813 nucleotides long. RefSeq names its product Diphthine synthase. Bases 1 to 813 code for a protein of 270 amino acids. Gene Ontology annotation, biological process: protein histidyl modification to diphthamide. The record is from RefSeq and is a predicted model, not a curated record. Gene Ontology annotation, molecular function: diphthine synthase activity. The transcript is spliced from 4 exons. NCBI's taxonomy places the organism in Eukaryota, Fungi, Basidiomycota, Agaricomycetes, Agaricales, Omphalotaceae.